This is a messenger RNA of Aureobasidium vineae, 1719 nucleotides long. The record is from the annotation of a GenBank genome assembly. NCBI's taxonomy places the organism in Eukaryota, Fungi, Ascomycota, Dothideomycetes, Dothideales, Saccotheciaceae.
AUGCCUCACAUACCGCCGACCAUUGAGCUUCUUGAGCAUGCACAACUUCAGUAUAGAAGGAAGGAGUAUGUCCAAGCCCUAGACCUCCUCGAUCUGGCCAUCAAGCAUGAACCAUCGCCAUCGGUGAAGUUACUCGACACACGCGCAGCAGUCCAUGAAAAGCUCGGCGAUCACAAGCUCACACUGAAAGAUGCUCGGACCUGCAUUCGUGUCUUCGAAAAAGAUCCUACUGGCUAUCUGAGAGCAGGCAAAGUGCUUCAGAUUAUGCAAAAGACUGAUGUCGCUCUGAGCAUCUACAAACAUGGCAUCAGCAAGAAGGUCAAGAAUGUUGAGCUGCUUCAAAAAAUGCAUAACAAGCUUCUGUUGUCUCUCGCUCCCGACAAAGCCGCAGAUCCAUUUGCUCAGCUACCUAUCGAAAUCGUCGAGAUGAUUCUGUCGUAUCUCAACUUUCGACAGAUUGUAUACUGCACUCGUGUAUCGAAGCAGUGGAACGUCUUUAUCAACAGCUUGCCUGGUCUCUGGAUGAAUCUGGACUUCUCGGAAGCCAAGAAGCCUGUCAGAUCUGCUUUCUUGAGUCGUUGCAUCAACACGUCCAGACAUAAAAUCAUCUCCGCCACCUUGAACCAUGUGAAGGACAUGGAAAAGGUCAUCAAAGCCCUAGCUCGAAGCUGUCCGGAGUUUAAUUCGCUCCGUAUCGUCGAUGGCGGGUUACANGGAGAGAGUCUUGUCCACAACCUCAAGUCGGCCACCAAACUGAAAAAGCUUACGCUUGGUCCCUCUGCUAGUAUAUCGUCUUUGACGCUUCCCAGUCUUCUUCUGGGCUGUGAGAAUCUCGAAGAGUUCGAAUGUCGAGCAAUCAUACCUGGUAGCCUGAACCUGCACUGGAAGGGCGAGUUUCCCAAGCUUCGUCGUCUGAAGUUGAUGAGGAAUUCUCAGUCACCCAAUCGCUCAAUGCACAUUCUUCGAAUUGCUACGCUCCUAACGCUAAUGCCAAACCUGCAAUCUCUCUCGCUCAACAACUGGGCGACACCUUAUGAUAUCCUAUCCCUCAAAGAAACAGCCAAGCAGCUGAUCGAGUUGGAUAUAAUAUCCAAUUUGUCUUCCGGUCCGGUCCCUUUCCCAUUCCGUGAUCUUCCACCGACUCUUCGCGUACUGCGCCUUGAUCUUGACAGGCCACUUAGCAGUGUUGUUCUGCUGAGCCCUAAAAACUUCUUCCUGCCUAAUCUUAAGGAACUUGUCUGUUGCGGUGCAGACAUGGCCAGUCUCUUUCUGUCCGACCCUGAACUGAUCUCAAAAUAUCCAGACCCUGCAGAUAACAGGUUUCUCAAGCAUUCCAACCUGUCCAGACUUCACAAGCUACAUGUGCAGUGUACAGGCGCAGCUCAGUCGGUCACCUCGCUUCUCGCUCUUCCUCGUCUAGAACGUUUGCGUAGUCUACAUUUGACCCACAACUCCGACGUCGGCGAUGAGGUUGCAAAGCACAUUUCUACCAACAUGAAGCAGUUACAAGAUAUAGAUCUGUCCUCAACGAUGAUCACAGGUGGCGGCGUGCGUGUACUUGUGGAUGGUCUCAAGCCAUCACUAAGGAUACUCAAGUUCGUAAAUGUCUGGCAUUGCAGUCCAGAUGCACCAGAAUGGGCGCGAGAACAGGGUAUACGGGUUGAAUAUUCGCAGAAUGCCGAUGUGAAACCAAAGGGACGCAAGAUUCGGUUCGAAUGA